AGUUAUGUACGUGUCUAAAGUCGGGUCUUUAUGAAUUUUUCUUUCAAUUUUAGAACCCUACUUACCUUACACAAAUAAAGUCUAUUUUGGCAAUUUUUCGUAUAUUGUACAAUGACAAACAAAACAAAUCUACUUUCGAACAGUCUAAACUUUGCCGAAAAUAAUCGUUUUGUUCUAACAAGUCGAAAAGUCGACUAUCAUGUAGAAAAUGUUAAUAAUCAAAAAAGUUAUAUAAAUGAGUUUGUUUUGCUAUGAAACAGUUAAGCGAAAAUGGGACCCUGUGUGAGUUGGCAAUUAAACAAGUAACCAAAGUUAACUAACCGAGUACUCAAGAACAAUUUCUUAAUAAUAAUUUAAACUUAAUCAUUAACGUUAAAACUGAUUCUAUAAGUUAAGAUACAAUUGUAGCAUAAAGUACUUUGUGCUUGCAGAGCCAGUGCAGGAAAAAACUUUUUCUUAGAGUGGACAAAAUUGGAACGUCAUGGACUUCAGUUUUGAAAAAGCGUUAACUUUUAUAAAUAUUUGGGAAAAUAUUUUUGAAUAUUUCAAUCUAAAAGAGCAAUUGUAUUUAACACAGGUUUGUUGGCAAUUUCGUCAUAUUGUGAAACAUUUGAUAUGGAAAAGAAAAUGUAAAGAAUUGAAAUUGUUUACAAUAGAAGAUAAAGCUAUAGCCUUAGUCACCAAUGAAGUAGACGAUGUCGUGCGUUAUAAUGCCUACACAGAUCCCAUGUUUAAACGUGAUUGCUCCGAUUAUAAAAUAACAGAUGUUUCCCAAAAUUCAAGUGUACUCUUAAAUUAUGUGGAAGUAAAAGAACUAUUACUUCUGAAUCUCACUAAUGUGAAAAAAAUACAAAUCGUUGAGGGUGCCAGUGAAUUGGAGAGGGAAAACAAACAAAGUAUUUUUAGGGUUUUAAUUCAAAAUGGGUUUCCACAACUAACGAGUUUAAACUUGUAUGGUAUUAACAGUUUAAACGCAGAUACAUUUCAGAAAAUUAACCUAUGUUGCCCACAGUUGGAGAAACUAGCUCUAAGUAAUUGUUUUUACUACAACAAUAACAAUGGUGUUUUGACUGAUCAUAGGGGAAUUAGCGCAAUUGCCGAUAUGAAAAUGUUGAAAUCAUUUAUUGUAAACGAAAAACACUACGACUAUGAACUGGAACAUAUUUUGUACGUUAUUAGACAGUUGCAACAUGUUGUACACCUUAUUUUAAAAGUAAACACCGUAGCCAGAAAUUUAGAUGGAAAUUCUGAGGCAAUAACUCUCAACUUUCCCGAUAAUAUAUGUCAAAUAAUCAGUUUUAAAUUGCGAGUUAAUUUUCCGAUUUUUUCCGUAAAUCCAAACUCAUUUCUUUUUGAUUUCAAAAAUCUGCAGGUAUUAUCAAUAACUGCUACCAACCUUUUCUUUUGUGUAAACAAAGAUGUGUUGGAAAAUUUAACAAGAACUUGCAAACAUUUAAAAAAUUUAUAUUUGAGUUUUUGUAAUAUCGAGAAUUUUUUUGCUUUACCUUCUUUAGAAACACUUACACUUAUAAAUUGUUGUCCCCUAAAUUGGAUGGACCUGAAAUCAAUUUUAAGCCAACAAAAUUUAAAAUCAUUCACAUCACUUUUUACAAGAUUUUCUAAUACUUUUAAACUUUUCCAUAUUGAAUCGGCUUUGGAAUAUUUGCGAAUAGAAACAAUGGAAUAUGAUUUUAGGGAUGAAUUAAAACAACUUUUAUUAUACAACUGCCAAAAAAUGAAAAACUUAUCCACCUUUAUAUGGCAUGAUUUUACACUUUGGUACGCUGACGAACCUAUUGCCAUGCAAUUUCCCCUAAAAGGCACUUAUCUCAAUUUGGAAUCAAUGUUUAUAGAUUUAAGUGUUAUUGUUAUGGAUGAUAUACUAAAAAUGAAAUGUCUUAAACAAUUAGCCUUUAUGGAUAAUGAGCAUGAAAUUAAUUUAAACAAUUUAUUAACUAUUUUCAAACAUUCUACAUUGGAAUCUUUUACACUUUACACACGAAAUGUUGAAUAUAAAGUGAAAAUUUCUACGAAUGAGUAUAUUGGCUAUAAAAUAAAUUUACGUUUAAUUCAAAUUCCUCUCAGUAUAUUUAAUAAAACAACAAAUAUUUGGCUAAGCAUACUAUUCACGAAUCCCCAACUGCAACUGGUUUGUUAUUGUAGUGAUUUCAAUGCCUUUAACGUUGAAUAUUUAAAAGAUUUGAUUGAAAAUCCUAAUUUUCCAGCAAGAAUUAAAUCUAUAAAAAUAUGUGGCUUAACGAUAGAUUGUAAGGAUUUAAAGGAGAAUCCGGAUAUUGUAUUGAAUUCGAUUAAGGCUGUUACUGAAUAUUGUGAUUUUUCUAAAAACACGUUGCAAUUAAAGCUCUAAAUCACGUCGUAUUUAUAAUUCUAUUAUGAGAAUUUAUUAAUUGCAAUGUCCACCUACUCCGGUCAUCGAAAUUAUGACCUCAGUAAGCUUCUUUAGAUGAUGACUGAUAUCUGGUAAUGAAGCAGGCAAUUCGAUUAAAUAAACAUCUAAAAAUUACUAAUGGAAUAAUUAUUUAUUAUUCGCAUAGAGUAUAAAUUGUUAUUGAUGAUGGAUAACAGCCAAAUCUAGAAAAUUUCUUAAUUCCUAAAACAGUUUGAGAAAUUGUCCAAGUGUUGUGUUAAGAUCAAGUAUUAACUGCAAAGGAUAUUUAGAAUUAAACAAGAGUUUCCUGUUCAGGAAACAAAAAAAUGGUAUACAAACCAACUGAGUACUGAACUAUAUAUGUACAUAUGUAUUAUGAAUAAUUAAUUUAUUUAUUAAUAUUAAUAUACAUCUGUGUAUAUAUUAAAUAUUUUUAAAUUUACUUUAUUAAUACUAAUUUCAACUACAUACUAAGUGUUUUGUUUAUUUUUUUUUUUACAUUAACAUUCAAAAAAGUUUUAGUUUUGUACAAAUGUUUGUAUACAACAUUUCAUAUAUAGUUUUUUUUUUAAUUAAACUUAAUACUAAUAGAACUAAAUUAAAUACUAAUUAAUUGUAAUAUUUUAUUAACUUAAUUAUGUUAUUAAAAAAAAGUAAACUUAAUUAAGAAAGAAAAUUAAAAAAAAACAUCUUAUUGUUUAAUACACUUUGAAAAGUAAAUGUUAAUUGAUUUUAGUACAAAGUUUUUGUAGUAAAGCGAAAUAUUAAAUUGAAAUAAAAUUAGAUUUGAAAAUGGCACAUGAUGGAAAGGUUUAACAUGUAAAUUAAAAACAAAAAUACGAUAAUGGAAGCAUGAUUAAAGCAUAAGUUUUAUGUGUUGUUAGUUAUAUAAUAAUUUCAAUAGUUUUUGUUUGUUUUUUGUUUAUUUAAGGCAUUGUUUGAUUUGAGAAAAAAAGGCACAAUGUCAUAUUUAUUUUACCAAUUUUUUGAAAAUUACCAAAAUUUUUUUGUUUAAGGCCAACAAAUAUAUUUAUUUGUCUAUAUUGUAUAGUGGUAUUUGCAACAAAAAAAAUUAAUUAAAAAAACUGCACUGUAUAAUAACCUGAUUAUACAAAAUUAUCUUUUAUGUUAUUUAUAAUACAUAUAAAUACUUUUAUAUCAAAUUAUUUUUUAAAUUUUUAGUUAUUUGUUUUUUUAUCAAUUAGUUUAUA
Lucilia cuprina (Australian sheep blowfly) is the source of this 3600-nucleotide messenger RNA. RefSeq lists its product as uncharacterized. Gene Ontology annotation, cellular component: SCF ubiquitin ligase complex. The record is from RefSeq and is a predicted model, not a curated record. Gene Ontology annotation, molecular function: protein binding. Bases 482 to 2368 code for a protein of 628 amino acids. Gene Ontology annotation, biological process: SCF-dependent proteasomal ubiquitin-dependent protein catabolic process. Lineage: Eukaryota; Metazoa; Arthropoda; Insecta; Diptera; Calliphoridae. The transcript has 2 exons.